Molecule: messenger RNA, 1509 nt
Organism: Auanema sp. JU1783
Lineage: Eukaryota; Metazoa; Nematoda; Chromadorea; Rhabditida; Rhabditidae
Source: the annotation of a GenBank genome assembly
AUGUCUGACUCCUCGUCAUCCGAAAAUGAGGAGGUACAUGAGACUAUCCGUACCAAGAAGUUGAUCAAGAAAAUGUCUGGUAAAGAUGAUGCAGAACUUGAGGAAGAGGACGAAUCGCAGUACGAUAAGACAUUCAGUCAAUUGGGAAUUAAUGAGUCGCUGUGUGAAGCUUGCGAUCGUCUAGGCUGGAGCAAACCUUCUAAAAUUCAGGUUAAAGCUAUUCCUGCUGCUUUAGAAGGUCGGGAUAUCAUUGGUUUAGCCGAAACUGGAUCUGGAAAGACAGGAGCCUUUGCUUUGCCUGUACUUCAAUCAUUGUUAGAUAAUCCUCAGAAAUUGUACUGCUUAGUGGUUACACCUACAAGAGAAUUGGCUUAUCAAAUUGGCCAGCAGUUCGAAGCUCUUGGAGCUGGUAUAGGAUUAUUAGUUGCUGUUAUUGUUGGAGGUAUGGAUAUGGUUACUCAAGCCAUUGCUCUCGGUAAACGUCCACAUAUAAUCGUUGCGACUCCUGGACGUCUUGUGGAUCAUCUUGAGAAUACCAAAGGUUUCAACUUAAGAGCCUUGAAGUACUUGAUUAUGGAUGAAGCUGAUAGAAUUUUGAAUAUGGACUUCGAAACCGAAAUGGAUACAAUUUUGAAAAACAUUCCUAAAGAAAGAAAUACAUUUUUGUUCUCCGCUACAAUGACGAAGAAGGUUGCAAAACUAGAGCGUGCUUCAUUGAGAAAUCCUGUUAGAGUUGAAAUUUGUUCAAGAUAUAAGACCGUUGAUAAGUUGAAGCAAUACUACAUGUUCAUUCCCCAAAAAUGGAAAGAAACUUAUCUUGUGUAUAUUCUCAAUGAGCUUUCCGGCAGUACGAGUAUCAUUUUCUGUGCAACUUGUCAAUCAAGCAUGGAGAUUUCUUUAAUGUUAAGACAGUUAGGUAUGCACGCUGUUCCUCUUCAUGGUCAGAUGGGACAAGAAACGCGUUUGGGUUCUUUGAAUAAAUUCAAAUCAAAAGCGCAUAAUAUUCUUGUAUGUACGGAUGUAGCUGCUAGAGGUCUUGAUAUUCCUCAUGUCGAUUGUGUUAUCAAUUAUGAUGUACCAACUGGUUCUAAAGAUUAUGUGCACAGGGUUGGACGUACUGCCCGUGCUGGUAGAUCAGGAAUUUCCAUUACAAUGGUGACGCAGUACGACGUUGAAGCUUAUCAAAAAAUUGAGAAUCAUAUUGGAAAAAAAUUGGACCAGUAUCCUUCUGUUGAAAGUGAGGUUAUGGUGUUAGUUGAAAGAACUCAGGAAGCAUUAGAAGUUGCCAAAAAUGAAGCCAAAGAUUUGAACCAUAAGGGAAAGAAAAGGAUGUUUGACGACGACGAUUCAGCGGAAGUCCCUAAGAAAUUCAGCAAAACCAUCAGAAACAGCGAUUCUAGUAAAGGUGGUAGAGACGGUGGUAGAGGUGGCGGCAGAGGCGGCGGCAGAGGUGGUGGAAGAGGUGGUGGAAGAGGUAGAGGAGGACGAGGAGGGAGAGGGAAGUUUUAA